AUGAUUGAUAUUUUAAUUUCAAAUAUAAAUGGUCAUAACAUUGCGGAAAAUUUGCAAUCAUUCACUACUUUACCGCAUUCAGCUGGGACAAAAGCAAAUGCUAAGGUAGCUGAAAAGAUAUCAGAACUUUGGAAAGUUAAUGGCUUAGAAGAUGUGCAUUAUGUGAAAUAUGACGUACUUCUAUCUUAUCCUGACUAUGAUAAUCCUAAUCAUUUGCAUAUAUUAGAUAAGAAUGGAAAGAUUCUUUAUAAAACCAAAGGUGUCAGUCCACCACUGAUACCAAAAGAGCAAAGUGCUGAAGGUUGUCUAAUUUAUUUUCACUUAAUUGAGUAA
Molecule: messenger RNA, 333 nt
Organism: Acanthocheilonema viteae
Lineage: Eukaryota; Metazoa; Nematoda; Chromadorea; Rhabditida; Onchocercidae
Source: the annotation of a GenBank genome assembly